Molecule: messenger RNA, 627 nt
Organism: Caenorhabditis remanei
Lineage: Eukaryota; Metazoa; Nematoda; Chromadorea; Rhabditida; Rhabditidae
Exons: 2
Coding region: 1-627 (208 amino acids)
Source: RefSeq, a predicted model, not a curated record
AUGUCAAAGAAUACGUACCUUUCCUGGGCAACUGAUGGAGUUCCUGGAAUGCUACCAUUGGCAAUAUGCCCGUUACUCUUUGGAGUUGGGGGCACAUCUGAUGGCGCAGCCGAUCUUGGUGUUGGUGGGACACUCGAUGGAGCAGCAGAUCUUGGAGUUGGUGGCACCUCCGAUGGGGCUGCGGAUUUUGGAGUUGGUGGAACCUCGGAAGGAGCAGCCGACUUCGGUGUUGGUGGCACCUCAGAGGGUGCAGCAGACUUUGGAGUUGGUGGAACCUCGGAUGGGGCAGCGGAUUUUGGUGUAGCUGGCACCUCGGAUGGGGCAGCUGAUUUUGGAGUUGCUUCCUCUGCCGCUGGCUCAUCAGCUGGAGCUUCUUCAACAGCUACCUCAACAACUGGUUCCUCAGCUGGAGCGGCUUCUUCAGCAACUGGUUCCUCUGCUGGAGCUUCCUCUGCUGGAGCAGCUUCUUCUGGGGCGGCUUCUUCAACAACUGGCUCCUCGGCUGGAGCUUCUUCAGCUGGAGCGGCCUCUUCUGGAGCAGCUUCCUCGGCUGGAGCUGCCUCCUCAGCUGGGGCUUCCUCAGCUGGAGCUGCCUCUUCAGCGGCUGGAGCUGAUUCUUCGACCUGA